AUGACUAGCGAUGCUGAUGACGUUUUAGAGUUCUUGGACUCUUUACCCACGACUAAUGUGAAGGGAAAGGGUAAGGGUACGAAUGCAGGAGGUCACGAUGAAGAUAUUAUGGAUUUUUUGGAUGAAUUGGAGAAUAGCAAUUUGGAUAUAAAGAAGAAGCCUUCGAAUAAGGAAGCGUCCAAACCCAAGGAGGAAGCUGCGAAGGCCGCAAAGCAGGAGGAAAACAAAGCAGCAGCUGAAGUGAAAACCGAAGAAGUGGCUCAACCGGAACCCAAGGAGGAACAAGAGAAAGAGAAAGACGGGGAGGAUGACCAUGAGGAAGCAGUUCAAGACCCGAUUUCUUCUAUUUCCAAUUGGUGGUCUUCUAGUGGUUCUGCCACCGUUUCUAGUUUCUGGAACAAAACUACGGAACAGGCGAAUCAGAUUAAGGAACGUAUUGCCACUCAGGAUGGAAACCUGAAGAUCAACGAUAUUGGGGCCAAGCUAACAGCGUUGCAGGGAUCUCAGGUAAUCUCCGGAUUAACUUCACAAUUGACAAAAAUUGUUAUCGGGGAGACUGAUGAAGUGAUUAGGAUCCACUUGGUGCAUGACUUGCAGAACUUAGAUCAAGAGACAAUCACAUACCAGGUUGAAGAGAAGUUUGAAAGGGUUUUGUCUCAACAAGUACAAGGUGGAAUUAGAAUAUUCGCAGACGAGUGGGAUCAUGGCAAGGCCAUCGACGAUAAGAUAAACAUGAAUAUUUUCCAGGGGAAGGCUGCUGAUGGAGAGAAACUAUGUCUAGCCAAUUUGGAAAACGCCACCAAGACGUGGGAAACCUCUAGAAAGCAGGCUAGAAGAGCCAGUAAUCCAGUGAGCAAAGUGAGUGAUCUUUUCAUUAGUAUUUUGGCAUGCGAAAUUCCGGGCAAGUCUGAAGAAGAAGAAGCUUCAAGCCCUGUUAUUGUCGAUGCAUCAAAACAGAAUAACUUCCACUUUAUCAUUAUACUAAAGGAUAUAAGCAACGAUAUUCUCCUAAUAGUGAGAUCACAGGGGUAUCCUAGUAAAUGGGCCAACUGGCUCCAAUCAGGCUCUGUAAGUGAUGAGGAAUUGAGCGACAAGAUCGAUCCUAGUGAUUGGGUCAAGCCGUGGAUUUCUGAAGGUUUGGAACUAACCUUUAGCAUUCUAGCGCAACAAUAUGUCAUCAGUAGAAUGGGUUUGUAA
Kluyveromyces marxianus DMKU3-1042 is the source of this 1197-nucleotide messenger RNA. RefSeq names its product DUF5427 domain-containing protein MTC1 (gene MTC1). The coding region runs from base 1 to 1197 and encodes 398 amino acids. The transcript has a single exon. The record is from RefSeq and is a predicted model, not a curated record. NCBI's taxonomy places the organism in Eukaryota, Fungi, Ascomycota, Saccharomycetes, Saccharomycetales, Saccharomycetaceae.